CGCUGCAACCACAAACCCACAAGGAUUUACGACGAUGCAUACAAGCCAUGCUUCACAUCAGAGUAUGAGGAAAAAUACCCCCAUUAUGGCAACACCUGCCCUCCCAGGAGCUGUAAGCCAGAACAACAGUACCAAAUGCAUCGUGGGAGAAUGGAAGGAUGCACAACGUUUAUGUCUGAUUAUGUACCAUACAAUGUUGUGAAGAGACCUCCUAGGAAACAAGAAGAAUAUAAACCGAAGCCAGGAAAGAUUGAUCUGGGAACCACAUACCAGAGAGAUUAUAAUGCUCAUGAAACAGGACCACUGAUAUUGGCAAGGCCCCUAGAGAGAAAACACACUACAGGAGGAAAAAUGGAUACCAUACCAACUUAUCGAGAUGACUAUAGGUUAUGGAAAAUUAAAAGAAGGGAACCCUGUACAACUGAGCGUGUAUACCAGCCACCUACAGAGAAGUUUGGAAAUCCUACUACAUUUCAAGAUUGCUAUAGUCCUAAGGAACUGAAUCCCACACAAAGUUUUAAACCUAUUUGGGUAGCCAAGCCUCCAGAUGUGCCUUUUGAUGGUGUCACAAGCCAUCGCACUGAUUACACCGUUCAUCAGCUGGAACCAAAAUUCCUAAGACCCAAAGAAAAGUACAAGCCAAGUGAGAAGCCCUUUGAAGACCUCACAACCCAUCGGUCUGAUUUCAAAGGGAUACCUGGGCAAACUGCAAAAAGCUGCAAGCCUGGAAAUGUGAAAGUGGGAUCCAAUGCUCGUUUUAAUGGACUCACUGAAUUCCAGGAUCGUUAUCAGCCAUGGCCGGUCUCCUUGCCUGAGGUCCACAAAACAAGGGAGUAUGUUCCACCCACAGGCAAGAUGGAUCUCAACUCCACAAACCACCUUGAUUACAUUGCACAUAAGAUUUCUCCUGCUCUCCCCAUAAGACCAGUUGAAGAAAGAAGAAUCAGUGACCCUUUUCAAGGGACCACUACUACAAAAGAUGACUUUAGACCUUGGCGCAUCUGCCGGCGUGAGAUGACUAAGAAAGAACAGGAAAUCGAAAAACCCACAGGAAAAUUUUGUGAUUUAACUACAUUCAGAUCUCAUUACAUACCACAUCAGGCCAUGCCAGCAAAAAGUUGCAAACCUGUAUGUGCUAUAGAUCCUAAUUCAGCUCCUUUUCAAGACAAAACUACUUAUCGCACAGAAUAUAUUCCAAAGAAGAAAACUACCUGUCCAGCAAGCCUUGACUUGCCUCCAGGCUAUGUCUAUGAAUACACAGAUUCUGACGGUCACCAAUUUUUCCACCAGUCGACUCCAGAACACUCUGUGUCAAACAGUAAUCCUCCACCAAAGCAAGUAGCUGUUGUGUCAUAA
Messenger RNA from Acanthisitta chloris (rifleman), 1356 nucleotides. RefSeq names its product family with sequence similarity 154, member A (gene SAXO1). Gene Ontology annotation, molecular function: microtubule binding. The transcript is spliced from 3 exons. Lineage: Eukaryota; Metazoa; Chordata; Aves; Passeriformes; Acanthisittidae. The coding region runs from base 136 to 1356 and encodes 406 amino acids. The record is from RefSeq and is a predicted model, not a curated record. Gene Ontology annotation, biological process: microtubule anchoring. Gene Ontology annotation, cellular component: centriole; sperm flagellum; cytoskeleton.